CUGAAACUGAUAGUCUUCACUUACACCGCGACUUAUAAUUAGUCUCGUUACUUCAACGUUUCGGUGGCUUGUUAAGCAAAUAAUGAAUGUGAUCAGGAAAUAUGAGUGCUGGUAAAAGGAAAUUCACUCAGCAUAUUAUUCCAAACCCCCAGCCAUUUAAGUCAAGGGAACAUAAUUCAUUAGAGGAGAAUGGCUUGCCGGAUCAGUGGUGUUCAUCAACCGUUAUGCCGAUUGAUUAUGAGGAGUACAUCACGAAAAAUAAAACCCUUAUAGUCAACGAUCUGUAUCGUGAAACCAUACUGUUUCCUCAGGAUGACCUGAAAAUUAUCCGCAUUCCUCAUAGACAUCAGAUGCUUAACAAUGGUGUUCCUGAAGUCGCACUAAAAAACAGUGUGUUUGUUUCGAACCCAUUGGCUCGUCAUGCAAUCGCUUUUUUUGCAACUACGGAAUGGAUUUAUGUCCAGCAAGUUUCUUCUGUUUAUCGUGGGAGUUUUCAUGUGCUUCCGUUUCUGAGUGAUAUCAAUGAGUUAGGUGGAACUUUGUCUCAAUACUGGUUUUCAAUUGAUCAGUCAAUUGCUGCCAAUAAAGAUAGUCCUAAUCAUAUCGCAGACUCUGUUCAUUUGCCAAAUUCAGCUGGAUCAAAAUCACGAGCAUCUAAGGAAUUACAAGUCCGUAGUCGCCGGUCAACUACUACAGGUGGUGGUUUUGUAAAAAGUAAUCAAACCAUUGGUGAAGCUUCCGCCACUGGACUAAUGAACCGAUUUACAGGCAGUUAUCAAUCUAAAGAUCAAGUGAAAUAUGAAAAAGUCAGCUGUGAUAGUGUAUUAUCCAGACGAGGCAGCAAAACAAAGGAUCAAACACAGUCUGAUGACGAAGCACUUGUGGAUAACAACAAUCGUAACAGUGAAAACAUAUCAAGUAUGAGUUGUGAUGGCCGACUGUCUGAAAGUGGAAAAUCAUCAGUAAGUGUUGGCUCUUUUUUUUCUCGCCUACACAUUUCAUAUCAUUUUUUUAUUCCUUCAUGUUCCUAGUGGAACACAGAGGCUUGAAGUUUCUGUAGCAGUGUAGUAGUGAUUUGUUUCAGCGUUGAA
Messenger RNA from Trichobilharzia szidati, 1091 nucleotides. The record is from the annotation of a GenBank genome assembly. Lineage: Eukaryota; Metazoa; Platyhelminthes; Trematoda; Strigeidida; Schistosomatidae.